AUGCAGCUCCUCCGCCACGAAACCGCCGUGAUCCGCCCCAUCAAACCCCCGUUCGAUCACGACCACACCCUCCCUCUCUCCCACCUCGACACCGACCGCAACCUCCUCGUCACUCUCCGCUACCUCCGCAUCUACCCCGGCAGCCGCCACAACCAAUCCGAUCCCUUCCACGUCAUCACCGCCGCCCUCUCCGCCGCCCUCCUCCCCUACUACCCCCUCGCCGGCACCCUCCGCCGCCGCCCCUCCGACCACCGCCUCGAGCUCCACUGCCGCGCCGGCGACGGAUUGCCGGUCAUCCUCGCCGUCGCCGGCGGUACCUUGGCCGCCGGCGCCGGCGACGGCGGCGACGAUCCCUCAUUCAUGGACCAGCUGGCGCCCGACCCGGAUCCGGGAUCCGACCCGAUCCGGCCCAUGGUUCUUCAGAUCACCAGAUUCAGCUGCGGCGGGUUCGUGCUCGGGGCAAGUGUUCACCACGCUAUCUGCGAUGGGUUCGGCGCCACCCUGUUUUUCAGCGCAGUGGCGGAGGCCGCACGCGGGGUGGGUGGGGCCGGGGUGGUGGAUCCGGUUUGGGAUCGGUCCGUGUUGCUCGGGCCCCGGAGCCCGCCCCGUGUCGAGUACCCGAUUCGGGAGUUGUUGAGCUUGGAUAGGGGUUUUUCGCCGUAUGCGGGUUCGGGUAAACGGGUCGUGAAGGAGUAUUUGAAUGUGGAGGGGGCGUGGUUGGGUCGGGUCAAGGAGAUGUGGUACAAGCAAUCCGGGUUGAAAUUUACCACUUUUGAAGCGUUGGGUGCUCUUAUUUGGAGUUCAAGGAUCAAAGCCGAUAAACUCCCUCCAAAUGAAAAAGUGACCUUUGCAUAUUCGAUCAGCAUCAGAAACAUAGUGAAUCCACCUCUCCCGGCCGGCUAUUGGGGCAACAGCUGCGUCCCGAUGUUCGUGCACCUCACGGCAGGGGAGGUGGCGGGGCAGCCCGUGUGGAAGACCGCGGCAGCCAUCAAGGGGAGCAAGCAGCAUGCCACGGCCGAGUAUGUGGCGUCCUACGUGGACUUCCAGGAGCUGCAUUAUGAUGAAGGGAUUAACGGCGGGAGGAGGGUGAGUGGGUUCACCGAUUGGCGCCACUUGGGCCAUUCCGCGGUCGACUUCGGGUGGGGCGGGCCGACAGCAGUGGUGCCACUGUCGUCGCGCCUCCUCGGGAGCGUGGAGCCGUGCUUUUUCCUUCCCGGGAAGGAGGGGAUGGUGAAGGUGUUGGUGCAUUUGGAGGAGGGUGUGGUGUUGGGUUUUAGGGGAGAAAUGGACAAGUUGAGGAACAUGGAAAAUGGAUUAUUGUCUCCAAUUUGAUUGUAUUUAUCUUAGAUAAUGUAAGGGAAUAUUGUGUGCGAUGGAUGGAUUGUUUGUUGACG
Messenger RNA from Salvia hispanica, 1394 nucleotides. Its product is annotated as HXXXD-type acyl-transferase family protein. The record is from RefSeq and is a predicted model, not a curated record. NCBI's taxonomy places the organism in Eukaryota, Viridiplantae, Streptophyta, Magnoliopsida, Lamiales, Lamiaceae.